This is a messenger RNA of Mugil cephalus (flathead mullet), 2825 nucleotides long. RefSeq names its product adaptor related protein complex 1 subunit mu 3 (gene ap1m3). Gene Ontology annotation, cellular component: clathrin-coated vesicle; clathrin adaptor complex. Gene Ontology annotation, molecular function: clathrin-cargo adaptor activity. The record is from RefSeq and is a predicted model, not a curated record. The transcript is spliced from 12 exons. NCBI's taxonomy places the organism in Eukaryota, Metazoa, Chordata, Actinopteri, Mugiliformes, Mugilidae. Gene Ontology annotation, biological process: vesicle-mediated transport; intracellular protein transport. Bases 164 to 1435 code for a protein of 423 amino acids.
AAGCAGCGCGUUGUAGCGAAACGAAACGACUGAAGAGAGUGGAGGAGAGGAGGAAGCAGGAUGAUGGGAGCGAAUAUUAUUCCAUUUCAGUGACCCACAUCUGACAGUAGAGCGUGGUAUUAUCUAGCCUUCUCCUUGUCCUUGAGGAUUUCUCUCCGCCAGGAUGUCGGCGUCGGCGAUUUUCAUCCUGGACCUGAAGGGAAAGGUUCUGAUUUGCCGUAACUACAUGGGGAAUGUGGACAUGAAUGAGAUCGACCACUUCUUUCCUAUGCUGAUGAAGAGAGAAGAGGAGGCCGAGAUGACGCCGCUGGUCUGCCACGGCGCCGCACACUUCAUGUGGAUCAAACACAGCAACCUCUACUUGGUGGCGAUGACUAAGAAGAAUGCCAAUGCUGCUCUUGUGUACUCGUUCCUAUAUAAAAUAGUACAGGUAUUUAAGGAGUACUUUAAGGAGCUCGAGGAGGAGAGCAUCCGUGACAACUUUGUGACGGUGUACGAGCUCAUGGACGAAGUCAUGGACUUCGGGUUCCCUCAGACGACCGACAGCAAGAUCCUACAAGAGUACAUCACCCAGCAGGGCCAUAAAUUAGAGGUCGGGGCCCCUCGACCUCCUGCAACCGUUACCAACGCUGUGUCUUGGCGGUCAGAGGGCAUCAAGUACAGGAAGAAUGAAGUGUUCAUGGAUGUCAUCGAGUCAGUAAAUCUUCUGGUGAGUGCCAGCGGCGGUGUCCUGCGCAGCGAAAUCGUGGGCAGCAUCAAGCUCAAAGUGGUCCUGUCGGGGAUGCCUGAACUUCGACUGGGCCUCAAUGAUAAAGUGCUGUUUGAGAUCACCGGCAGAGAGAAGAGCAAGGCGGUGGAGCUGGAGGACGUGAAGUUUCAUCAGUGUGUCCGUCUGUCACGCUUUGAGAACGACCGCACCAUCUCUUUCAUCCCCCCCGACGGCGAGAGCGAGCUCAUGUCCUACCGCCUCAACACUACAGUGAAGCCACUCAUAUGGAUCGAGAGCGUGAUUGAGAAGUUCUCUCACAGCCGCGUGGAGAUCAAGGUCAAGGCUCGAAGUCAGUUCAAGAGUCGGUCCACUGCCAACAAUGUGUCCAUUCUGGUGCCGGUGCCCAGCGAUGCUGACUCACCCAAGUUCAAGACGAGCACGGGCAGCGCCAAGUGGGUGCCCGAGAAGAACGUGGUGCAGUGGAACAUCAAGUCCUUCCCUGGUGGUAAGGAGUACGUGAUGCGGGCACAUUUUGGGCUACCCAGCGUGGAGAGCGAUGAGCUGGAGGGAAAGAGACCGAUCACGGUUAAUUUCGAGAUCCCCUAUUUCACUGUGUCCGGGAUUCAGGUGCGCUACCUAAAGAUCAUAGAGAAGAGCGGUUACCAGGCACUGCCAUGGGUGCGCUACAUAACCCAAAGUGGAGAUUACCAGCUCCGGACAAACUAAAGGGCACAGAUGCUGCUAGAUGAGCGGAUAUGUUCUCCCUCCUCUGUUUUCUCCGUCUCUCCUCCCUCCAUUUCUCCAUCUCCCCGUUUGCAACGGACAGCAGAGGACAAGUGCAGGUGGUCACGUGAGAAUCCCACCCUCCCACCACCACCACCACCACCACUCUCAAUGGAAACAACAUGUCAAACUUCCUCAAACUCAAACCGUAAAAAGGCGUCACUCUUAUUUUUAAGGAUUCCUCAGGACCCCGGUAACACAUUUUAAUACGUGAAUAAUGAACUGAUAACUCUGAGACACCAUCUGUUUCAGCCAAGAUCUCAUUUCCCCACUUUUAAUGCUCACACAGUUUCUGGACCCAGACCUUAUCUUUAAUUUAGUUUUCUUCAAGAAAUAUUCCAGUAAAGUAUUUAAAACGCGGCCUAUUUUGGUUCCUUCAGCUUGUCCAUUGAGAGUUUUAGUCUUUCUGCUGAGUAACUUGCAAUCCAGUCGAUUUCUGCUGUGCCCGUAGACGGUCAUUUUGUUAAUUUUAUUUAUCAAAAGUCCAUAAAUAGCGCAGUUUUUUUUUAUUUUUAUUUUUUGAAUGAAAGUGUGCCAUCCAUUCUUUUUCCUGCAGAAAAGUUUCCCGUACACAAAACCAAUCGGCAAAUUUGAUGACUCCAGUUUUUUAUCCUUUGUCCGUAUGCAUUUUCAUUCAGCUGUUUCUCCUCAUCCCUCUCAGCAAGAAUAGAAUUUGCCAGAUUUGCAUAUAAUACAUUCGCCGUCUUAAGACAUUGCCUGUGCAUCAUCACCAUUAGCGCUGUGAACAUAAUCCCCAGCGCACUGAGACUAACCCCAGCGACCAGAUCAAUGAUUAAUAAGGCACAAUAUUGUCAGAGGCACUGGCAGUGUAACAUAACGCCGUCGACACGCUCCCAUCGGGCCUGUAACCUUGUCCUUGUGAAAUCAGCUCGCAGCUUCGAGGCCGAGGCGGAAGGAAUGAGCAAGGGGGGAGAAUUUCCUUUUUUCAUGUUUGUGUUUGUCGUUUAUACUGUACUUGUAACUCAGUUGCGGGGGACAACAAAAGAAGAAGUGGACAAGGGGAUAAAGUAACACACAUGGAUUCAUUUGCAGCAUCUUGACAAUACGUGGCAACGGUUUAAUUUGUUUUUAUACUUCUUCGGAGCAGUUCGUGGUGGAAUUCACUCCCUCUGCCGUGCAUGCGUCAGCUCAGCUGUACCGCUAAUAGCACAGAAGAGAGUCUUGAGUCAUGUUACUGCCACAUGUCUGCUGUCGAGAACGAACCCUCUGUUACAUUCAUGUCAUUAUUGGGCUUUUAAUUAAUUUAUCAACUACUGUUUGUCCAUAGGAAACAAAGGGAUAUAUUUGGAAAUAAACAAUUUUUUGUACCUUG